Messenger RNA from Lytechinus variegatus (green sea urchin), 568 nucleotides. RefSeq lists its product as uncharacterized. The record is from RefSeq and is a predicted model, not a curated record. The coding region runs from base 68 to 568 and encodes 166 amino acids. The transcript is spliced from 4 exons. Lineage: Eukaryota; Metazoa; Echinodermata; Echinoidea; Temnopleuroida; Toxopneustidae.
UUGACCAGACUUCCAGACCCAAGUUCUGCUAAAGCUGCAGGCACUGGAGGAAGGACAAAAAAGGAUCAUGACGGCAUUUAAUGCUAUGGGGGAGAAGCCCAAACCUUCCUCCUUGGAGUCUGCCGAUUUGUGUGAGCCUUUUAGUGAGCCGUUGAAUACUGUCGAAGACUUCAAGGUGCUAGAAGGGAUACUAAAUGAUGCUGAAUUUAAGAGUCGUAUGAUAACUUUCUUGAGUCUGAUUGGCGGCAGUAAACUAUCACAGACUGGGAGAAGGGUCAUGCAAAAGCUGAGGACCAAUCAUCUUUGGUCGAAGUUCAACAUCCUGGGAAGGAAAGGAAAGAGGUCCCUCAAGGCAACCAAGUUUUUCCCUGUCAUCGUCAGAGCCUGCAUGAAAAACCAUGAGGGAACCACUGAACCUGAGGUGGAGGAAGUGAUCGGUGACUAUUUGAAGCGUACCCCAUUUCUUCCCGGUGGGAAUAAGCACAAGAAAGUUCCAACUGUCCCUGUUCUAGAUGUCAGCAAUGAUGACAUUGACGCCAACGAUGAUGUUGAGGAUAUGAAGUAUUAA